CUAGCAUAUUCAUCUGUCGUUGAGACUGAGUGGCUCGACAUCUGUUACGCUUUCCAGUCCAUCCCGUCCGUGAGAAUUUCGACAUUGACUAUUUAGAAGUGUAUAUGUACAGUAAAGUACCAACACUGGAUUCAUUAUUGUCUUGAUCAUACAGGCUCUCUAUCAUGAUUCCCUCUAUGACCCCUCUAAAACAUCUUCGCCUUUUUUCCAAAGUCUAGAUAUUUAGAGUCUGGCUCCCGACUUCGUUUUCGGGGGCCACACCGCAGUCAUUUUGGAAACUAUUCAGCAUCCUCGUCCUUUGCAUUAAUUAUUUUGAAUGAUUGUGUAAGUUUGAAGACAGCUUGUUGUAUAAGUCGUUGUUUUACUUAAUUUGAACAAGAAAAACAAAAAAUAGUAAUAGGACUAGCAAAUUUGAAUUUUUAAGAUGUCGGCGAUCCAAAGGAUUUCGUUCAUUGGCUUCGGCCGUGUCGAGGACAUGCAGCUAUUGAUGACCUUCAGCGCGAGAAACAAGGGACCAGCAUGGGACGACCCCCGAAUGCCAACAGUACAGUUGAUUCCUCAUUCGUUAAGUGUUGAAACUGUCCUUUUUUGGAUUCUUAGAUUCGUUCGCUGCACUUACUUAGCUAAUAUAGGAGACGUGCAUGUGCCCAAGAACUUCUGUGAUAAAGCUAGCAACGCGGGCUUUGCGAUUUCCUCCAAGAAUCAUUUUUCUCUGUAGCUCUCUGCGCGUCAAGGGCAUAAGUACAGUCAUACCGCACUAGUUUCUAUACACGGUGAAAUCUUAAAAGCACAUAGCUUAAUGUUUCUCACUUCGACCUCUCCUCAUCAGAUAAAGAAGCUGCUAAAAGCGGCGAAAAGUAAAAUGAGUGCUGGGCAGAGGCAGAAGCUGAUGUGGGAAGCAUCACAAGUCUUCGUGCAGUUGGAUUUCCCGAAAGGAGGGCUGCUCUAUGUGGUAUCUCCCUAUUUCCUAGUACAAAUCUUUCUAGUUCUAAGAGUUCAGAUUUUUGAUGUAUGGUAUCCAAUUUUGCAGUACAGUCUACCACUCAUGUGCGGACCACAUCAGCAAUUAUAUGUUCUCCCUUAGAGGUAAGUUGACGCUCUUGACUUAGGCAAGCUGCCCAAUAAAUUCGAGUUAUCAAGUAGUAAUCUGCACCAACAUCACAAAAUAAUCAGCUUAUAUGCAAGAAGUCAGCGGAAACUGAUGAGGAAUAUCCGGAAAGAAUAGCGUACGCCUUUUUAUCCGAAGUUAUGCAGUAUGUGGAGAAAAAUUUUGCGCGGGAGCUCCAGAACCAAAACGUAAAUUUCCUCCUUCUAUGAUUUUUUCGUUUGUCUCCGUGGGGUGUCUGAACAAUCUGAUAUCGUGAAAUUCGAUGUCCUUUUCUUCUUUGGGGUACCAAAGAGCCCAAGUCGAAGAGUAAGACUUCAGUAGGUUACACCAGAAUCGCAACCGGUUAGUACUCUCUUGUCAGGGAAAUAUUAGGCAAGCUGCCGAAUAGAUUCGAAUCAUCCUAAGCACUUUCUUUUGUAGCAGAACUACAACGAGAACCGUACUUGCUCAGCCAAAAGAGUAAUUUGCCUCUGAUCUGCUUCUCCCUACAUCAAAUGGUAAUAGCACUUAAAGAAUAUGAUGAGGUUCGCAAAUGGAAAGAAGUACGCGGUCCUUGAGCGGCGGCGAUCGGUCUAGCGUAACCUCUAAGGUAGAAACUAGCGUAGCGCCACCAGCUGUAGGUCGUAGUCGUGUUUUUCGCUCUUCAGUAGCCACUGAUGUCCGCUGGUUUGCCUCGUAGACCCACGCCUAACCUAGCCUAACCUUUAACUCAUGUUUUAAGGGGAGCGAUAAGCUCAAAGAAAUUUUAUAUGCACGAGCGUCGAAAUUCUAUCGGCCUUGAGCGCCAGCCAAAACCUGCCCACAUGAGCAGGCCUAUCGAUAUGCGGCCGAAUUGCAACCCUGUGAGUCAAUAGUAGCACUCGCCAAGACACAAGUUCACACCAACAAGCGCGUCUUUCAGUGCGAGUGGUUUCGGUCUUCGCCCCAAGAUCCUGUUAUAUUAUUCUAAUCUUCUCCCUGACCUCUUUACUCCGACUAGGAUCUAUUAUCUCUCCUACACAGCAAAGACCUUGAUUGCAUAAGUUGACUCCCGAGCAGAAGUUCAAUUUUGCGACAAUGUUGAGCAACACCCUUAAGGAUCUAACUUAGAACCACUAGGAUCUUUCUAGCCCUUACAAUGAAAUCCCAUCCUUCUAUUCAAUAAUUUGAAAGAACGAACGAAGCUCCUCAAGCCGGAACGGGUUGAGUGGUCAUUUUCAAUUUGGGCUUCUGUAAAAAAUAACCGGUCACUUUAUCCUUUCACUUUAUUUUUUAUUAUUUAUUUAUUAUUUCCUCGAGUCACAUGAAUAGAAACAAAUCUUUUCCGUACUCAUCACAGCCCGGAGACGUUUUCCUGGAUAAGAUGAAGGACUGGCUCGUGGAGAGAUCAGAAGCAUUUGAUGAUCCAGAUGAGUAUGACAAGCUCGCCAGAGUAAAAGCAAAAGCAGAUGCUGUGAAAGGGGUACUGACUUUUCUUCAUUUCGUUGUGUCUUCCCUUUAUUCAGGUUCAACACCUUGUUGUGGAAUUUGUUUGUCUAUUUACAACGAACUGAUAAAGAAAGUAAGUAGAGCAAAAAUUCAUGCGAUAAAAACAAACAGGUAAUGAAAAACAACAUCAACGCAAUGUUAAAGAAUACGGAGAAUUUGAAUCUGUUAGAGGAGCAAGCCGGUGCUAUGGCAGCUGAGGCCGAGGACUACGAUGACGAGGCUGAAGAAAUCAAGGACUACUUCUGGUGGAAGGACUGUAAAGUAACGCUUAUCAUAGGCUUUAUCGUAGUUGUUGGCCUUGGAUUGGCGAUUUUCUGCUGCAUUAGCAAGUGCAAGGGUGGGUCAUAGUAGCAGGAGCUAGAGCUAGAAGAGGAGAAUGCAGCAAUGCUAAAUAGUUCCUAGAAUGUAGCUUGAACAAAAUUGAAAUAAGUAAUAUCUAACUAUAUAUAAGAAGUCAGCAAGUAUGCUAUCGAUUGGAUGUAACGUAACUAGUUGAAUAGAUAAAGUAUAGAAGACUAUCCGGAUCCGUAAACAACAUUAACAACAAGUCAGUGAAAAGCACUAAGGACAAUACAGUAGAACCAAGCGAAAUCAACAUACUCAUACAUUGGAAAAAGCGAAUAGAAAACCAUACAUUUGUUCAUGAUUCCUCUUACGCCUUAUCAAAUACGAGAAAGUAGAGAAGCAGGAUUGCCAUCAAUGACGGCUGGGAGAACUGUACAUAACUUUUGUGCGCUGGGAAAAAGCCAUAGGCUGAUGCUGUACAUUUUUAAGGUCGAGGAUAGUAUCAUGACGAGCGAAUCUGACUCAAUUCGUGUGACAACAAGGCAGAUAAUGACUCGUAGUCAUUACCUUUCUUUCUGUUUGAUUUCCACCUGUAGUGUUGCAUGCGAAAAAUCAGCUUGAGAUGGAAGAGAAAAUGUACUGGUGUCACCGUUACCAGGUCACCGAGCAGAUUUUCGUUGUACAUAUGAGGUAGAUUCUUCCGGAAUAUGCAGAUCUUCAUCGGAGUAUUAUACAGAGUUGUAGUCGAAUGAAUCUAGUUUUCAUCCGACCACAAGGAGCUGAAGGAACGCAUCAACUCUUCGAGCGUCGGCCCGUAAAUUCGUUUGCUUCAUUCGUAGAAGAAAUUGACUGAACAGACACAUCAAAACUGGUCGAGUGUGUUGGUUUGUAAUUAUAUAUGUUCCAGGUUCCUAAUCCAAAUCCUAGAUCCCCUCCUAGCGUAGGGGGGGCGUGGAUCCCCGAACCCCUUUUGGAGGCGUCUGCCGGGGGUGGAAGGCUUCCAAAG
This is a messenger RNA of Amoebophrya sp. A25, 3866 nucleotides long. The record is from the annotation of a GenBank genome assembly. Lineage: Eukaryota; Dinophyceae; Syndiniales; Amoebophryaceae.